Messenger RNA from Cryptotermes secundus, 1310 nucleotides. RefSeq names its product probable rRNA-processing protein EBP2 homolog. The record is from RefSeq and is a predicted model, not a curated record. Gene Ontology annotation, biological process: ribosomal large subunit biogenesis; rRNA processing. Gene Ontology annotation, cellular component: nuclear periphery; preribosome, large subunit precursor; nucleolus. Lineage: Eukaryota; Metazoa; Arthropoda; Insecta; Blattodea; Kalotermitidae. Bases 1 to 1083 code for a protein of 360 amino acids. The transcript is spliced from 7 exons.
AUGCAAGGUUUGUGGGGGCCACCCACAUUGAAGAAAGCACUAACUAAUCAGCAUGGACCAUGGCACCUGGCCCAUUGUGAGCUGGCUGGGCUUUCUUGCAUUGGCGGCUGGGUAACUGUGAACCAGCUGGUCUUUGUGUGUCAGCUGAUGAUGGUGUUGCUGCUAGUUGCAACAGACUCUGUUGCACCUGCUCAUUGCACNCUAGUGAAACCAGGAUUAAAUAUUGUGUCCACUGGCCACAAGAAACACUAUGCAAAUGUUGUUGUUGAACUUAAAAGGAAGUUGUCAGAAAUCAAAUUGAAGCUGGACUGGGUUGAACGGUUGGAUCUGGUAAAUGACUGUGCACCCCUUGCACCUGAACUUGCACAUAAGUUACAAGAAGAGGAACUGCAGCAUGAAGCCAAGUUUAGUAAAGGCAAAGGAAAGGGACGAAAAUUGCAGAAUGUUAGAACCGAGGAUCUGGCUCUGAAUGAUUUCCGUCGGGAAACCCUGUUCCAUCGCCAAGCACAGGCAGCUGUUCUUAUUGGCAUCCCUAAACUCAGGGAAAAGGGUGUGAAGACUAAACGUCCAGAUGAUUACUUUGCUGAAAUGGCAAAGUCAGAUCAACACAUGCAGAAGGUACGUGAGGUUCUGAUGAAGAAGCAGCAUGCAAAAGAACGUGCUGAACACGUACGUCAAUUGCGUCAGCUUCGCAAAGUUGGAAAACAAGCUCAAAAGGAGGCUAAGGUCCGACAAGCUAAUGAAAAGAGAAAACUGCUGGAAGAAGUGAAGAAGUACCGAAAAGGUCUGCGCACAGACCUGGACUUCUUGGAUGAGAAAAAGAAAACGCCAAAACCAGCAGCAUCACAAGGGAAGAGGAAGGGACCCACGGAUAAGAAGGUGCAUGCAAAACGUCAGUAUAAAGACCAAAAGUUUGGCUUUGGUGGAAAGAAACGAGGAAUGAAGAGAAAUACAAAGAGUAGUACUUCUGAUGUUUCUGAGUUCAGACGACCAGGCAAACCAAAGCGACCCAGAACUGCCCAGAAACAUCAACGUCCAGGGAAAAGCAGACGCUUGAAAAUGAAAGCAAAAAUGAAGAAGUGAUAAUAUUUUGUACUGGAAGAUAUAGUAAACUCAGAUACUAAAAAUGUGUUUAUGUAUAAUUGGAAUAAGAAAUACACAAUUAUAUGUGCGGGUAAUUGAUGGUCUACUAUAACUCCACAGGAUGAAGUACUUGAAACGUACUAAUAGUUGGUCAACAGGUCAGGAGAUUUUGUGCCUUUUAAAGAACUUGACUAUUGCAAUGCUCACAAAAAUCCAUAACUGACCCC